CAAAGGAGAAAUUAAUUAGUGAUUUGAAUGGCUCUUAUGUUGAGUUACUCUCUCAUAGAGCAUCCUUAUGGGAACAGUGAAUUAAAAUUUGUAAAACCUUUUAUAUUAUUCAAAUAUUUCCAAAGCCGCAACCAAAAUAUCCAAAUGCAUGAAUAUGACCGGACAGAGGAAAGUGACGAAAAAACACAAAAGGCGCAAGCCCGCGUGGAAGAAACGAAAAGUUGUGACCCAUCGGUGAGCAAUUUAGUAGUAUCUGCAGUGGUGCAUAGUUCGCACUCAUGCACAAAAAACCGACGUUCUAGUACCACUAGCACCAGUAAUACUGAUAGUGACACAAGUACAAGUGCAACAGAUAGCACAAGUGAUAGUGACAGUAAUAACAGUCUUGGUAGUUCUAACCGUAUUGAGAGUGAUGCAAUUCAUUGCAGACGUCUUCAUGGUGACCAAAAUGUCUCACACAGUGACCAUUUCCCUAAUAUGACUAACGAGCCACGAUCUAUACCCACCGAAUCAAAUUCGCCAUGCGCAUUACCAAAUCAUGUCGGCGGCCAAGAUAAAGAAUCGCUAACUAGCGUAAUCCAAGUUGGAGGAGAUGGUGGAAGAGAGAGUUUAACCAUAGAAGUAAAUGAAGCUAAUAACGAUCCUUUCAAAUCGCCAGUGGUUGAAGUGCCCCUAGACCCCCAUGCUUGGAAUGUUGACCACAUCACAAGCUGGGUCAAAUGGUUAACAAAGCAAUUCAACAUUGAUCCCGAGCCGGACAUUUCACGUUUUCCAACCGUUGGUUCUGAGUUAUGUGAGCUAAGUAGAGCAGAUUUCUGGGUUUGUGCAGGAUCGCGCCAAGGAGGCAUAGUCCUCGCAAAACAUUUUGCCUUAACACUGUAUAAUGCAACUGGACGUGAGACAAGUCCGAUGCUAAACGAAGAUGAGCCAAAUCCCUAUCAGCUACUGAAUGCCGCAUCCCAUCGGUUGGUUGCACAGGGCUCUGGACAGAUCCAAUUGUGGCAAUUCUUACUUGAACUUCUUUCCGAUUCGUCAAAUGCAAAGUGCAUAACAUGGGAGGGCACCAAUGGCGAGUUCAAGCUCAUCGACCCUGAUGAAGUUGCUAAGCGCUGGGGAGAACGAAAGGCAAAACCAAAUAUGAACUACGACAAACUCAGCAGAGCUUUAAGAUAUUACUAUGAUAAAAACAUAAUGACUAAGGUCCAUGGGAAACGUUAUGCGUACAAAUUUGACUUUCACGGUUUGAUGGCAGCAUGUCAAGCGCAGGCACAGGGUUGUGAUGCUACGACUAGUAUGUUGAGUUCCUAUAAACAUCAUCAUCAUCAUCAUUCACCCUCGAUGGGGCUUCCGCAUCAUCAUUAUUCCAACCUCCAAUCGGAUCUCACCUCGGCCUCUUCAUCAUCGAGUAUUGGCUUUCUAUCGCCAUCUACGGCAUCUAUACCUUCGCCAAUUGGAAUUUCGAGUUCACCCAACAUUGGUUCAGGAAACCAAGUACAUAUUAAUGCAACAAGUACAAAUUUAUUGCAGCAUCAAGAAUCAGCGUUAACUACAAUCGUAAAUCCAACAUCCCCAACAUCCUUAUCAUUGCAACCACCAGCGCUGGCACGUCUUUCCUCGACGGUGACUGAGACCACAAACGAAAAUAACAGCAAUACUGUUAGUGGAAACAAUAGUAAUAACAGUAGUAGCACAUCCGUUUUGGCGCGCCCGCCCCCAUACUGGCCAUAUUCGCCUGGUUCUUUCGAUCCUCGUCCACCACCUAAUACAUUUAAUUAACUCGUAAAAUUAUGUGUAAAUUAAUGUAUAUACUUAACAGUUGACUUAAGGCAUAUUUGUUAUGCAUUUAAAAGAUGCAAGUUUCUACCUACCACCCGCAGCGUUAUGUGAUGUACCUUUUCCCGGUCAGGAAAUAGGAAAAUAAUUGGUAUGCAUUUAUGUGAACAUGCAUAUACUUUUAUAUAAGCACACAUGUUCAGGCAUGUAUUUACUCUCAAAACUGCGUAAAGGUAUUAGAGAAAUAAUUACAUAUGCCCUGCAGAUAAAAUUUAAGUGUAUGGCACCGGCACAGACGAAACUAGGGUUAAUGUGGAUAAUCGCAAUACACAGUUAGAAACACACAUUUAUAAAUAUAUACCGCUACCAGAGGUAACUAAUAUAACACUGAUUUAUAGAUAGGUGUAUAUACCUAUAGCAGCACAAAUGGACUAUGA
Messenger RNA from Anastrepha obliqua, 2210 nucleotides. Its product is annotated as DNA-binding protein D-ETS-6-like. Gene Ontology annotation, cellular component: nucleus. Lineage: Eukaryota; Metazoa; Arthropoda; Insecta; Diptera; Tephritidae. The coding region runs from base 28 to 1776 and encodes 582 amino acids. Gene Ontology annotation, biological process: regulation of transcription by RNA polymerase II; cell differentiation. The record is from RefSeq and is a predicted model, not a curated record. The transcript has 3 exons. Gene Ontology annotation, molecular function: sequence-specific DNA binding; DNA-binding transcription factor activity, RNA polymerase II-specific.